This is a messenger RNA of Papaver somniferum (opium poppy), 2352 nucleotides long. RefSeq lists its product as uncharacterized. Lineage: Eukaryota; Viridiplantae; Streptophyta; Magnoliopsida; Ranunculales; Papaveraceae. The record is from RefSeq and is a predicted model, not a curated record. Gene Ontology annotation, biological process: lipid catabolic process. The transcript has 7 exons. The coding region runs from base 276 to 2279 and encodes 667 amino acids.
GCUUUCUCAGAACAGAAAAAAAGUUGAAUUCUCUCUCUCUCUUUGAUUUGCAUUUGUAAUAAACCUUAACAAAAUAAUAAAUUAAAUUCUCCGAUCACAAAAAGAUUCAACUUUCAAUAACGCCAAAUCCUUCUAUUUUAAUUUAAUUCCAAAACCCCCAAUUUUGCGUACUCCUUUCUGCAAGAUCUUCAAUUCUCACCGGAAAUUAGAUCUGCACGACAACUGUUUGAUAAUAUGGUCAUGUGAGAGUUCUAAUCUCGAAGGAGAAAUUUUUAAUGGCGACAGCAACAAUGGCUACAGCUGCAGGAGCAGCAAUGCUUUUAUAUUAUGUAUUAAGUAAAAGAUUAUCACCUAAAGAUGAUGAAGAGGAUGAUAAUAAUGAUCAUCAUGGAGAUUUAUCAAAAUUAAAUAGGUCUGUUAGGAGGAAGAUAUUAAGAAGACCUGCACAAGCACCUGCUACUUGGUUUGAAACUAUGGGAACGUUAUCUGAAACACUUAGGUUUACUUAUUCUGAAACCCUAGGAAAAUGGCCUAUUGGGGAUUUAGCUUUUGGUAUAAAUUAUCUCAUGAGACGUCAGGGUAAUUUGCAUGUUGCAAGUGUUUAUGCUGGGAGUAGUUCUGUUCAGCUUAAAGGUCCUGAGAUUAUAGCGGAGUUGGUGUAUUUUCUGAGGCUGUUGACUCUUUGCAUGCUUUUCUCGAAGAAGCCUUUCCCAGUGUUUUUAGAAUCUGGGGGGUAUUCUCAAGAGGAUGUUCUCCUUCAAGAGCCUAAAGCAGGGCUUUUGAAGCCUGCUUUCACGAUUUUGUGUGAUAGAAGUUCAAGAGUUUUCCUCUUAUUGAUUCGGGGGACUCAUAGUAUUAAAGACACGCUUACAGCGGUAACUGGGGCUGUAGUCCCAUUUCAUCAUUCAGUUAUACAUGAAGGUGGUAUUAGUAAUUUAGUUUUAGGGUAUGCACAUUGUGGGAUGGUUGCUGCAGCUCGGUGGAUUGCAAAACUCAGUACCCCAAUCCUUUUAAAGGCACUUGACGAACAUCCAGAUUACAAAAUUAAGGUUGUUGGGCAUUCAUUGGGUGGAGGUACUGCUGCACUCCUGACAUAUAUUCUUCGAGAACGAAAGGAGUUCUCUUCGAGCACCUGUGUAACAUUUGCUCCUGCUGCUUGUAUGACAUGGGAUUUAGCAGAAUCAGGCAAACACUUCAUUACUACUAUUGUCAAUGGCUCUGACCUGGUUCCCACUUUUUCAACUGCUUCCAUCGAUGAUCUUCGUUCAGAGGUCACAGCAUCAUCUUGGUUAAAUGACCUGCGAGAUCAAGUUGAGCAGACGAGAAUCUUGAAUGUUGUUUAUCGUUCGGCUUCUGCUCUUGGAUCUCGUCUACCAUCUAUAGCUACAGCAAAGGCAAGGGUUGCUGGUGCAGGUGCUCUUCUGCGACCAGUUUCCAGCAGUACUCAGAUUGUAAUGAAGAGGGCACAGAAUGUUGCUCAGGCAGUUGUCAGGACCCGUUCAUCUUUCUCAGCAUGGUCUUGCAUGGGUGCCCGUCGCCGUAGUGUGGGUCCAUUUUCAAAUGUUAAUGAUGAAGCUGACAAGCCUGAUCAAGCCUCUCAAUUAACAUCUCGUAAUCGAACCUCUGUUGACACUCAAGGGACCAUGUCGGUUGGAGAUUCAGAGGUAGAUGAACUAGGUUAUGGCUGCUCGAGAGGUGUUCCAAGGCACAGUGAUACAGAGGAAGAAGGGGAACUAAUCUCGGUUGAUCACGUCAGUACGUCAGCAGUUGAAGACAUGACUGCAGGUGAAUUGUGGUAUGAACUAGAGAAAGAGCUUCAAAGGCAAGGGGGUGAAGAUGAAGUCAAUGUUCAGGAAGUUCGGGAAGAAGAAGAAGCUGCUGCCAAAGAAAUUACUGAAGAGGAAAAUACUCUGCUAGGCAAUGUAGGAGUGGUAGAAACUAAAACAUCUGGCGCCUCAGCCUUCGAUGCUUCGUCAGAGGUCCAGCCAUUUUACCCUCCUGGUCGUAUAAUGCAUAUCGUCUCUGUACCAGUUGAGACGAGGAGAAACUCCACCUCGUCCUCCUCUUCUUCUGAUGAGGAUGAUGAUGAUAAUAACCCAAUCACCGCCAAUAUUGAAGAACGUGUUGGCAUUUAUGAAACACCUCGACAACUGUAUAGCAAGCUUCGACUUUCAAGAACUAUGAUUAAUGAUCAUUUUAUGCCAAUGUAUAGGAAAAUGAUGGAACAGUUGAUUAGUGAACUAGAAAAGGAUGAAGAUUACUGUACACAUACAAUGUGAAAAGAAAAAAAAAAGAAACAUAGUUACUAAUUUACAAGUAUAAUAAUAGAUAGUAUAUAAAUAUUAUCAUGUA